GUUAGAGACUGCCAUGCGAUUCAAGCGGUGAAUUCCCUGCUGGUUUAUUUCGAGGAUUUUGCACAGAUUUAAUUAACAAAUAAUUAUAGGCCUAUGUGUUAACCGCGGGAAAAAGAACUGUACGUGGUCGUGGAUGUAACUGUUGCACUUUCAAUACAGACAUGAACCACUGAAGCUGAGACGGACGAAGGACUGCAAUAAGCUCACGUGACGAGCUCUAUUCCCCCACCACCAGAAGAUCUCAAUCAUGACACCCAAAUGGCUGGUGAUAUUUUUCCUUUUUCUACAAUCUGGGACCAACAAUGCAUUCCCCAUGGCCCCGACCAAGCUUCCCCCUGAGACAGGCACCUACAGGGUCACAGACACAAGCCUCACUCAUCUCACAGUGCACAGCCGGACGGGAGAGGUCUAUGUGGGAGCAGUGAACUUGGUCUAUAAGCUGUCUGCCAACCUAACAGAGCUGCGUUCACACAUGACUGGCCCCGUGGAAGACAACGCCAAAUGUUACCCCCCUCCCAGCGUCCGAGCCUGUGCACAUAAACUGGAGUCCUCUGACAAUGUCAACAAGUUGCUGCUGGUUGAUUACGCUGGCAACCGCCUGGUAGCAUGUGGAAGCAUCUGGCAGGGUGUGUGUCAGUUCCUGCGGCUGGAGGACCUCUUCAAGCUGGGAGAGCCCCAUCACCGUAAGGAGCACUACCUCUCUGGAGCCAGGGAGGCCGACGGCAUGGCAGGAGUGGUGGUUGACAGAACAGAAGGGAAGUGGAAGAAUGAGAAGAAGGGGGGCAGUCGGCUGUUCAUCGGUGCAGCCAUCGAUGGCAAGUCAGAGUAUUUCCCUACCCUGUCCAGCCGUAAGCUGGUCGCUGAUGAAGAGAGUGUUAACAUGUUCAGUCUGGUCUACCAGGACGAGUUUGUGUCCUCACAAAUCAAGAUACCCUCCGACACUCUGUCCCUCUACCCGGCGUUUGACAUCUACUACGUGUAUGGAUUCUCCAGCCGUACCUACAUCUACUUCCUCACGUUGCAGCUGGACACACAGCUCACCCAGAUGGAUGCCACUGGUGAAAAGUUCUUCACCUCCAAGAUAGUGCGGAUGUGUUCCAAUGACACCGAGUUCUAUUCGUAUGUGGAGUUCCCCCUGGGUUGCACCAAGGAUGGGGUGGAGUACCGGCUGGUCCAGUCCGCCUACAAGCACCGUCCAGGUCGGAUGCUGGCCCAGGCCUUAGGGCUCUCUGAGGACGAGGAUGUGCUGUUUGUGGUGUUCUCCCAGGGCCAGAAGAACCGGGCCAACCCGCCUCGGGAAACAGUCCUGUGUCUCUUUACCCUGCAUCAGAUCAACCUGGCCAUGAGGGAGAGGAUCAAGUCGUGCUACCGUGGGGAAGGCAAGCUGUCCCUGCCAUGGCUGCUCAACAAGGAGCUCCCAUGCAUCAACACGCCAAAGCAGAUUGGGGAUGAUUUCUGUGGGCUGGUGUUGAACCAGCCUCUGGGGGGUCUACGGGUGAUAGAGGGGACCCCUCUGUAUGAUGACCGCGUAGACGGCAUGGGAGCAGUAGCAGCCUACACCUAUGGAGACCACUCAGUGGUGUUUGUGGGAACCCGCAGCGGACACCUCAAAAAGAUUCGAGUGGAUGGCAUACCUCCCCCAUCCCAGAGUGCUUUGCUGUAUGAGACCGUUACAGUGGUUGAAGGGAAACCUAUUCUGCGUGACAUGGUAUUCAGCCCUGACUACCAAUACAUUUACCUGCUGAGUGACAAACAGGUGAGCAGGCUACCUGUGGAGAGCUGUGGCCAGUACACCACCUGCAAGACCUGUCUGGGCUCUGGAGACCCCCACUGUGGAUGGUGUGUCCUUCACAACAAGUGUUCCAGACAGGAGGCCUGUGAGAAGUGGGCCGAGCCGCAGCAUUUUAACACAGAGCUGGAUCACUGUGUGGACAUUAGUGUCACACCUAACAACAUGUCUGUGACCUCUACUUCCACUCAGCUGACUGUGAAAGUGGUCAACGUGCCCAGCCUGUCAGCCGGGGUGACGUGUGUGUUUGAGGAAUUGACAGAGAGCCCAGGGGAGGUGCUGGCCAAGGGGCAGAUCCUCUGUAUGUCCCCCUCCCUCAAAGAUGUCCCCUCCCUCACACAGGGAUACGGUGACAAGCGAGUGGUCAAGUUCUUCCUGAAGUCCAAGGAGACAGGGCACAAGUUCAUCACCACUGACUUCGUCUUCUACAACUGCAGCGUGCUCCAGUCGUGCACCUCCUGUGUGAGCAGCCCCUUCCCCUGCAACUGGUGUAAAUACCGCCACAUCUGCACCAACAACCUGGCCGAGUGUUCCUUCCAGGAGGGACGCGUCAGCAGCGUGGAGGGCUGUCCCCAGAUCCUGCCCACCAGUGACAUCCUGGUACCUGCAGGGAUCAUUCGUCCAAUCACGCUGCGAGCCCGGAACCUCCCUCAGCCCCAGUCUGGACAGAAGAACUAUGAGUGUGUGUUCAACAUCCAGGGCAAGAUGCAACGCAUCCCAGCUGUACGCUUCAACAGCUCAUGUAUCCAGUGCCAGAACACUUCAUACUGGUAUGAUGGGGACGAGACGGGAGACCUGCCUGUUGACUUCUCUAUCGUCUGGGAUGGAGACUUCUUCAUCGACAAGCCUCCCACCAUGAAAGCCCUGCUGUAUAAGUGUGAGGCCCAGAGGGACAGCUGUGGCUUGUGUCUGAAGGCCAGCACAGCGUUUGAGUGUGGCUGGUGCCUGGACAACAAAAAGUGUCUCCUGAGGCAGCACUGCCAGACCCCGGAGCAGAACUGGAUGCAUCACGGCAGACACAACGUCCGCUGCAGCCACCCCCGUAUCAGCAAGAUCCACCCGUUGACAGGGCCCAAAGAGGGGGGCACGCGAGUGAUGAUCGAGGGGGAGAACCUCGGGCUGCAGGUGCGGGAGAUCGCCCAUGUCCAGGUGGCUGGGGUUCGCUGUAACCCUGUGCCCUCCGAGUACAUCAGCGCUGAGAGGAUCGUGUGUGACAUGUCCGAGGCGCUGUUGCCCCACUCUCCAGGUGGCCCAGUGGAGCUGUGUAUCGGGGUGUGCAGUGCAGAGUACCGCACUCAAUCGUCCCAGACCUACUCCUUUGUGACCCCCAGCUUCAACCGUGUGCGCCCGGAGAAGGGCCCCGUGUCUGGAGGGACCAGGCUGACAAUAUCAGGUCGUCAUCUGGACGCUGGGAGCACUGUCACUGUGUUCAUCGCCCAGGAGGAGUGUCUGUUUGUUAAGAGGACAAACAGGGACAUUGUGUGUGUGACACCGUCGUCACUGUCUGGCUCGGGGCCCGCAUCAAUCAAGCUGUUAAUUGACAAAGCCGAAGUCACCAGCAGUGACACACGAUACAUCUACACUGAGGACCCCACCAUCUCCAGCAUCGAGCCCAACUGGAGUAUAGUGAAUGGUAGCACCUUGAUCACCGUCACAGGUACCAACCUGCUCACCAUCCAGGAACCCAAAGUCCGUGCCAAGUAUGGAGGAAUAGAGACUACUAAUGUGUGCACUGUGGUAAAUGACUCUGUGAUGACCUGUCUGGCCCCAGGCAUCAUUUACACCAAGCACCAGGCCCCAGAGUCAGGCCUGCACCCCGACGAGUACGGCUUCAUUCUGGAUCACGUGGCCGCGCUGCUCGUCCUCAACGGGACACCUUUCACCUACUACCCCAACCCCACCUUCGAAACACUAGGGAACUCUGGGAUACUGGAGGUCAAGCCUGGCUCUCCCAUUAUCCUCAAAGGCAAGAAUCUGAUUCCCCCUGCUCCGGGCAACACCCGCCUGAACUAUAGCGUGAUGAUUGGUGAAACACCCUGUCUGUUAACCGUCUCGGAGUCUCAGCUGCUCUGUGAUUCGCCAGACCUGACCGGGGAACAGAGAGUCCUGAUUGUGGUGGGUGGUCUGGAGUACUUCCCAGGGACCCUGCACAUCUACUCUGACAGCACCCUCACCCUGCCGGCCAUCAUCGGGAUCGGGGCGGGAGGAGGGGUGCUCCUCAUCGCCAUCAUCGCCGUGCUCAUCGCCUACAAGAGGAAGACCCGGGAUGCUGACCGCACCCUGAAACGCCUGCAGCUGCAGAUGGACAACCUGGAGUCCAGAGUGGCCCUGGAGUGUAAAGAAGCAUUCGCUGAGCUGCAGACAGACAUCCAGGAGUUGACCAAUGACAUGGACGGAGUGAAGAUUCCAUUCCUGGAGUAUCGCACCUACACCAUGAGAGUCAUGUUCCCUGGCAUCGAGGAGCACCCCGUCCUCAAGGAGCUGGAUGUAAGUUCCCCGGCCAAUGUGGAGAAAGCCCUGCGUCUGUUCAGCCAGCUGCUGCACAAUAAGAUGUUCCUGCUGACCUUCAUCCACACCCUGGAGGCCCAGAGGUCCUUCUCCAUGCGGGACCGCGGCAACGUGGCCUCUCUACUCAUGGCCGCGCUGCAGGGCCGCAUGGAGUAUGCCACCAUGGUGCUCAAACAGCUGCUGGCAGACCUCAUCGAGAAGAACCUUGAGAACCGCAACCAUCCCAAACUGCUGCUCCGACGGACAGAGUCUGUGGCAGAGAAGAUGCUCACCAACUGGUUUACGUUUCUGCUGCAUCGAUUCCUCAAGGAGUGUGCAGGAGAGCCUCUGUUCAUGCUGUACUGUGCCAUCAAGCAGCAGAUGGAGAAGGGGCCUAUAGACGCAAUCACAGGAGAGGCUCGCUACUCCCUCAGUGAGGACAAGCUCAUCCGCCAGCAGAUCGACUACAAACAGCUGACUCUGAUGUGUAUCCCUCCGGAGGGCGAGGCAGGCACGGAGGUCCCGGUGAAGGUGCUAAACUGUGACACGGUCACUCAGGUCAAGGACAAGCUGCUGGACGCUGUAUACAAGGGCAUUCCCUACUCCCAGAGACCCCAGGCUGACGACAUGGACCUUGAGUGGCGACAAGGUAGACUGACCAGAAUUAUCCUUCAAGAUGAGGACGUCACCACGAAGAUCGAGAGUGACUGGAAGAGGCUCAACACCCUGGCCCACUACCAGGUGACCGAUGGUUCUCUGGUAGCCUUGGUCCAGAAGCAGGUCUCAGCCUACAAUAUUGCUAACUCAUUUACCUUCACCCGCUCUCUGAGCCGCUAUGAGAGCCUCCUGAGGACGUCCAGCAGCCCAGACAGCCUGCGCUCCCGGGCCCCCAUGAUCACCCCUGACCAGGAGACUGGCACCAAGCUCUGGCACCUGGUCAAGAACCACGAGCACGCUGACCAACGGGAGGGCGACCGCGGCAGCAAGAUGGUGUCUGAGAUCUAUCUCACCCGCCUACUGGCAACCAAGGGAACUCUGCAGAAGUUUGUGGAUGAUUUGUUUGAGACAGUGUUCAGCACGGCUCACCGCGGCAGUGCCCUCCCUCUGGCCAUCAAGUAUAUGUUUGACUUCCUGGAUGAGCAGGCCGACAGGAGGCAGAUCACUGACCCGGACGUCCGCCACACCUGGAAGAGCAACUGUCUGCCCCUGCGUUUCUGGGUGAACGUGAUCAAGAACCCCCAGUUUGUGUUUGACAUCCAUAAGAGCAGCAUCACGGACGCCUGUCUGUCUGUGGUGGCCCAGACCUUCAUGGACUCCUGCUCUACAUCAGAGCACCGCCUGGGCAAGGACUCGCCCUCCAACAAGCUGCUCUACGCUAAAGACAUCCCCAACUACAAGAGCUGGGUGGAGAGGUAUUACAGAGAUAUCAGUAAGAUGCCCACCAUCAGUGACCAGGACAUGGAUGCCUAUCUGGUGGAGCAGUCUCGUCUCCAUGGCACCGAGUUCAACACUCUUAGUGCUCUCAGUGAGCUCUACUUCUACAUCAACAAGUACAAAGAGGAGAUUUUGACAGCACUGGACAGGGAUGGGUACUGCCGCAAACACAAGUUGCGACACAAACUGGAACAAGCCAUUAACCUUAUGUCGGGCAGCAGCUGAGGGCAGAGGAUGGAACAGGGGGUCAGGGGUCGGGGAGAAAG
Messenger RNA from Coregonus clupeaformis (lake whitefish), 5976 nucleotides. Its product is annotated as plexin A3. Gene Ontology annotation, molecular function: protein binding; semaphorin receptor activity. The coding region runs from base 248 to 5935 and encodes 1895 amino acids. Gene Ontology annotation, biological process: regulation of cell shape; positive regulation of axonogenesis; regulation of GTPase activity. Gene Ontology annotation, cellular component: semaphorin receptor complex. The transcript is spliced from 32 exons. The record is from RefSeq and is a predicted model, not a curated record. NCBI's taxonomy places the organism in Eukaryota, Metazoa, Chordata, Actinopteri, Salmoniformes, Salmonidae.